Messenger RNA from Callithrix jacchus (white-tufted-ear marmoset), 1364 nucleotides. The record is from RefSeq and is a predicted model, not a curated record. Lineage: Eukaryota; Metazoa; Chordata; Mammalia; Primates; Cebidae.
UACCAGGAAUUCCUUUCCCAGUGGACACUAAUAACUUAUUUAAAUGUACAGUGGUGCCUGGAGUAUUUGGGAUAUCUAGGCUAUUCAAUAUUGACUGAGCAAGAGUCUCAAGCUUCAGCUAUUACAGUAACAAGAGAUAAAAAGAUAGACCUGCAGAAAAAACACACUCAAAGAAAUGUGUUCAGAUGUAAUGUAAUUGGAAUGAAAAACUGUGGGAAAAGUGGAGUUCUUCAGGCUCUUCUUGGAAGAAACCUAAUGAGGCAGAAGAAAAUUCAAGAAGAUUAUAAAUCCUACUAUGUGAUUAACACUGUUUAUGUAUAUGGGCAAGAGAAAUACUUGUUGUUGCAUGAUAUCUCAGAAUCAGAAUUUCUAACUGAAGCUGAGAUCAUUUGUGAUGUUGUGUGCCUGGUCUAUAAUGUCAGUAACCCCAAAUUAUUUGCCAGGAUUUUUGAGCAACACUUUAUGGACAGCAGAAUAGCCUGCUUAAUCAUAGCUACGAAGUCAGACCUGCAUGAGGUUAAACAAGAGUAUAGUAUUUCACCUACUGAUUUCUGCAGGAAACACAAAAUGACUCCACAACAAGCCUUCACUUGCAAUACUGCUGAUGCCCCCAGUAAGGAUAUCUUCGUUAAACUGACAACAAUGGCCAUGUAUUCGCACGACACACAAGCUGACCUCAAGAGCUCCACGUUUUGGCUUCGAGCAAGUUUUGGGCUUUGCAAUGUACAAAGCAUUAUUGAAACAGCGAUACUAUAAAAAGAAAUACUGGCCCUACCAAAAACAAAUACUUUUAUGUACAUUCUGAAUGCUUUAAAUUCUGCUAGAAAUACUGAGAUAUUUAUACAUGCAGAGUUACUUUAUUAAUAUUUGUAAUUCAUGCAUAAGGGUAUUUUAAUGAUAGUUAUAACUGCAGUAUUGGCUAGCAUAUGGAAAGAAAACAGCUACCAGCCAAACUAAAAUGGCUAAAUUCCAGAGGCCAAAAGGAAAUAUUUUGUAAACAUAUGUACAUAUUCAGGCAAGAUAUGGUCUCCCAAGCUGAGUUCUAGAAAUGAUGUUUCUAGACAUUUCUAAAUGGUAUUGUUAGUGCUCACUUGGCUCACCCUCCUAGGUUUAAGUCAUCCCAGAGACUGUAUUUACUCAUGGAUCACUUUAUUUAUUUCACAUUUACUCGGUAUUAUCCUUUGGGUUCUAUAAAAACGUAAGGCACAAUUUGCCAUUCUCUCUCCGUUUUUAAAAACAUACAAGCCAGUGUCAGCUUACCAACAAGACUUUUUUUCAGUCACUUGUGGUAGGCCAGCCUUGAAGCCAUCGCACAGUCUAGAAAAUUGUAUAGCUGAGUGUGCAGCUCACCUUUAAGGAUGAAG